Molecule: messenger RNA, 2188 nt
Organism: Chenopodium quinoa (quinoa)
Lineage: Eukaryota; Viridiplantae; Streptophyta; Magnoliopsida; Caryophyllales; Amaranthaceae
Product: GTP cyclohydrolase 1-like
Exons: 2
Coding region: 608-1978 (456 amino acids)
Biological process (GO): tetrahydrobiopterin biosynthetic process; tetrahydrofolate biosynthetic process
Cellular component (GO): cytoplasm
Molecular function (GO): zinc ion binding; GTP cyclohydrolase I activity; GTP binding
Source: RefSeq, a predicted model, not a curated record
UUUAUUGCUCACCUUUCAAUUGCUUUAUAAAUACACAAUAUUUGUAAGUAUUAAGAUUUCAAAUUAAACCACUUCCCCUACAUCUUUUGCUCAACUCAAUUUGAUUCCAAUUUUCUUAUACCCAUCUUCUCUUAACCAUUUCUCCACCUUCUCCUUUGAUUUCUAAUUGACACGAUUUUCGAGAACACCACUGUAAUUACGCCACGUAAAUGGUUCAUUUUCACAUGAUUGUUAAUACUUGUACACGUUUUUCAUGCUAUCUAGAUCACAUUUAAUUUGCAUUAGUGUAAUAAUUAUUUACAAGUCACUUGGUCAAUGGUAAAACGUCUUUAGGCUUUUAGCCAUCACAUGAAUUUUCUUUUUUUUUUUUUUUUGAAACAGUAUCACAUGAAUUUUUUUAUGCUAAAGAUUACUUGCAUUGGCAACAUAAGCGUUACAUAAAAAAAAAAAAAAAAAAAAAAAAAAGGGUUGUUCUCAAACUUUGUUAUUAGGCUAUAUAUAUAUAGGUGUUGGCUAUUGCUUUUUUUCAAAGUGUAAUUCAUAAAUCAUUUUUUCUUAUAAUUACAAAUAUAUAUAUAUAUAUAUUUUUUUCUUGUGUUGUGAGACAAUGGGGGGUUUGGCUGAGCACAAUUGUGAAGUGUUGCUAGAAAACACAUUGAAAGUGAGUUGUAUGAAAAUUGGUGUUGAAGAAGAACCAGAGAUUCAGGCUGCUGUGAGAGUUUUAUUGGGAGGCUUGGGUGAAGACGUCAACCGCGAAGGUAUCAAGAAGACCCCGCUUCGUGUUGCCAAGGCUCUCCGAUACGCGACUAGAGGUUACAAACAGAACGUGAAUGACAUUGUGGAAGGUGCUCUAUUUCCUGAAGCGGGUCUUGAAGAUGAUAAAGUUGGCGAAGCAGGAGGAACCGGAGGCAUUGUCAUUGUUCGAGAUCUCAAUCUCUAUUCAAGCUGUGAAUCUUGCUUGCUACCAUUUCAAGUGGAAUGCCAUGUGGGUUAUGUUCCAUCCAGGCAAAGAGUUGUCGGCCUUAGCAAACUUUCUCGGGUUGCUGAUGUCUUUGCUAAGCGCCUCCAGGAUCCACAGCGCAUGGCAGAUGAAAUAUGUUUAGCUUUGCAAUGUUCCAUCGAGCCAACUGGUGUUGCUGUCAUCCUUGAGUGUCUUCACAUCCAUUUUCCUACUUUAGAGUCUACCAUAGUUGAUCCAUCCCAAGAAGGGUGGAAAAAGGUGGUGGUAUCCUCAGGCUCAGGUGUUUUUGAAAACAAAGAAGCUGGCAAUGAUAUGUGGACUGAGUUUUUCAGGCUUCUGAAAAUGAAAAGGUUGGUAGCUGACAGAAUUCAGAAGAGUAUUUCUACCGGUCAUUGGUGCCCAUCCCAGGCUCCCUCAAUCAGUGCAAUUCCAUCUGAUAUGGUCAGUGCAGUUGCUACGAUUCUUAGGACUUUGGGUGAAGAUCAACUAAGGAAAGAAGUUAUUGGUACUCCUGCUCGAUUCCUUAAUUGGCUGAUAAACUUUCAGACUCGUGAUUUUAAGAUGAAGCUGGAUGGUUUUGCAAGUAAGAUAUGGGAACCUCGGAAAUCAGAUGGUGAUAUGAAAGGCAACAUGAAGAUCCAUUCUGAGCUGAACUUGCCGUUAAGGUCACAGUGUGAACAUCACUUGCUUCCAUUCUAUGGAGUAGUGCAUGUAGGUUACUUUUCUGCUGUAGGAAUGACUCCUAUAGGGAAGACCAUUCUUCAGUCAGUUGUGCACUUCUAUGGUUCCAAGCUACAGGUGCAGGAGAGGCUCACCAAACAAAUUGCUGAAACUAUGGCACCUCUUCUUGGUGGAGACAUAAUAGUUGUAGCUGAGGCUAGUCAUACAUGCAUGCUUUCUCGAGGUGUUGAGAAGUUUGGGAGCAGCACAGUCACCAUUGCAGUUCUUGGUCGAUUUUCAACUGAUCCAAAAGCUAGGGCAUUGUUUCUGGAAAGCCUUCCCUUUACUGAGCUCUAGUCAUGAAUGAUGCUUUUAACAUUUGCUGCUUGUUUGUUUAUUAUGUAUCUUUUGUUGUAUCAAUUUGUGAGCACUAGUCAUGAAUGAUGCUUUUAACAUUUGCUGCUUGUUUGUUUAUUAUGUAUAUUUUGUUGUAUAAAUUUGCCCCUUGGAAGACAAUAGAGGUUUUGUGCAUAAUUGGUUAUAUCGUACUUGCUUGUGAUGAUUCCA